AUGGAAAUUCAUAGUGUAGGUCCAUUUAUUAUUGGUAAAACCCUUGGACAGGGUACCACUGGUAAAGUGAAAUUGGGAUUUCAUAAAGAGACUGGAUUCAAAGUGGGAAUCAAAAUUAUCAACAAGGAACUUUUGAUUAGUAAACCAUCGAUGAGAAGAAAGAUUGAAAGAGAAAUUGUUUUGAUGAAAUUAAUAGAUCAUCCAAAUGCUCUAAAGAUGUAUGAAGUUUAUGAAACUUCAAAAUAUUUAUUUUUAAUUCUUGAAUAUGUUGAAGGAGGAGAAUUAUUUGAUUAUCUAGUUGAAAAGGGAGGUUUAGAAAGUGGCGAGGCAUUAUUUUUUUUCCAACAAAUCAUUACUGGUUUGGAUUAUUGUCACAAUAGAAGUAUUUGUCAUAGAGAUCUCAAACCAGAGAAUCUGUUGCUGAGUGGAGACAAAAAGAUCAAGAUUUGUGAUUUUGGUAUGGGUUCUAUCGUUAGAAAAGAUAAUUUAUUACAUACUAGUUGUGGAUCUCCUCAUUAUGCUAGUCCAGAAGUUGUAUCUGGUAUCGAUUAUGAAGGUCAAAAGGCUGAUGUUUGGAGUUGUGGUGUUAUCUUGUAUGCAUUAUUAACUGGAAAAUUACCAUUUGAUGAUGAAAAUAUUAGAAGAUUAUUAAACAAGGUAAAGAAUGGAGCAUUUGUAAUGCCACCAUUUAUUCACAAGGAUGCUCAAGAUUUGUUGACCAAGAUGUUGACAGUCGACCCUAAAAAGAGAAUUUCAAUUAGGGAAAUCAAAAAACAUCCAUGGUUCCUAUCAAACAAUAUCAUCCCACAAAAGGUCACUCCACUCGACGAGAUUGCUUGUCAACCAUUACCAGAUCUAUCAUUAUUGGAUGAUGAAAUAUUUAGAAGUUUAAUGGUAUUGGGUUUAGGUAAUGUUGAUGAUGUUAAAAGACAAUUGGUUAAUAGUGAUAAAUCACAAGUAAUUGUAUAUUAUAGAUUAUUAGAAGAAAGAAAGAAAUAUGAUAUUGAAGGAAAUAAAUAUGGAAACAAACCAAGAGAUGUCAAACAAGAAAGAAGAAACAGUAUAUCGGAUUUGUCAAAGAGAAUGUUUGGCAAACAAAAAUCAAAUGGUGAUCUUAAUAAUAUUCAACCUCAACAACAACCAUCUUCUCCAUCAACUACUCCAAGAAAUAAUAAUAAUAAUAAUGAACAACAACAAUCUCCAUCACAACAAUCACCAUCACAACAACCAUCAUACUCACCACAACAACAACAUCAACAACAUCAUCAUCAUCAUCAACAACAACAUCAACAACAAUCAAUCCCACCACUAUGUAUAAAUUCUAACAAUAACAACAAUGGUACAUCUACCAAUAAUAAUAAUGGACAAAGACCACCAUCACCACCAUCACCAACUCAACAACAACAACAAUCACCACCACAACCAGUACCACAUUCACCAAGACAUCAUCAAUCGGAUGGAUUACUCAAACAGGCAUUACAACAACAUCAUAUGCAACAACACCAAAAUGGAAAUGUUUCACCUAUUUCCAUUUCCGUGUCUGAUAAGCAACCACAACAACCACAUCAACUAUCUUUGAGCACUGGUAUGCCAGCACCAUCACCCAAGCUUGUUGACGACCACCAUCAACCGGUCCAACGCAGAGGCAGUAUGACGGCAUCGACCAAUCCCGCCACCUCUCCAACCAUGUCUCAUCGUGGCAAGGUUUCUUCGCCAGUCGAGAUCACUAGCAAGGUUAGAAAGUUAAAGUUGAGCGAGCGCGAACAGCCAUCCAACUCUCCCAUCAUUGGGUCUAGUCCUAAAAAAUCUUGGUUCUCUUACUUUUUCUCAAAGAAUGGUGAUGGUACCAACUCUGGAAAGGAGAAUGGCAAGAAUGGCGGAAAGGGCUCAUCCUCUUCUCAUCAAUCGGGUGCCUCUACCGCUUCAUCUGCGUCUUCCACCUCUUCCACUUCUUCCACUUCUCCCUCUUCUUCUGCUGCCGCUUCAUCUACCACCACCACCACCGCCAAUUGUAGAUGUGUGGUAGAGACCAAGAUUGACAGCUCCUUAAUUGUAGUAAACUUGGAAAAGAUUUUCUCCAAACAAGGUAUGGAAUGGACAAUGAGAGACAAGAAUGCCCACAAUGGAGGUGGCCUUUCUUACUUUAUCAAAUCCAUUUCAAACGGCGACAGCAACAAUACCCCAUUCGAAUGUGAAAUUGAUGUAGAAUCUGCUCCACCUCAACACAUUUCACCGUCAUCUUCAACUAGUCGAAUUCAUAUUGUUCAAAAAUCUGGUUCUCAAAAUAGAUUUACCAAUUUCACAAACUCAAUUGAACAAUUGUUCCUUUAA
Molecule: messenger RNA, 2331 nt
Organism: Cavenderia fasciculata
Lineage: Eukaryota; Evosea; Eumycetozoa; Acytosteliales; Cavenderiaceae
Product: putative protein serine/threonine kinase
Exons: 4
Coding region: 1-2331 (776 amino acids)
Biological process (GO): microtubule cytoskeleton organization; protein phosphorylation; intracellular signal transduction
Cellular component (GO): cytoplasm
Molecular function (GO): protein serine/threonine kinase activity; ATP binding; tau-protein kinase activity
Source: RefSeq, a predicted model, not a curated record